Molecule: messenger RNA, 436 nt
Organism: Colletotrichum godetiae
Lineage: Eukaryota; Fungi; Ascomycota; Sordariomycetes; Glomerellales; Glomerellaceae
Exons: 1
Coding region: 153-386 (77 amino acids)
Source: RefSeq, a predicted model, not a curated record
GACGCAUCACACACACCCAACUUGACAGAGGAUGAGAUGCGCCCUGGAUGCCGCAUUGCCGACGCCCGGGUCAGACACACCAAGACGCACGCAGACGAAAACGGCAUUCAUCCAGAUCCAUCACUCCCCCCUCAAAAUGGUAGGGAUGAAACAUGCCAAAUUUCCUGUGCCUUGAUUUCUGCAUCUGCCAACAAUGGGCAAGGUCGAGAAAAGGCCGUUCCGCUAGUCUCUGGAGAAGGCUGGGCCUAGACUCCCGUCGUAAAUCUGGGUUUUGGCCCAAUUGCCGUGGGCAGACGGGACCACGAACCACGCGAUCGAGUUCGGGGAAAGGCCGCUAUAGGGCAGCGGCUGGGUCACUCUGGACUCCUGGAGUCUGCGGAUACUGAGCUACAACCUUCUUGGUCAGUGGGCCAGUUUGUCUAUGAGUAAGCGUGGU